AUGGCUCAAGCGUUCCCCCCUAAGGGCGAAGACUUUUACAUAAAGUCUGCUACCUCCCCUUCGGGUUCUUCCACGUCUUCCUCUCCGCAAAAUUUAGUCGUUGAUGUUGAACGUGGUUUUUUCAUGACUUGGGGUGCAAUUAAAGAUGGAUCAAAAGUUGUGGUUGCUCCACAAAAAAGUGCCACUGAACAUGAUGCUUGUCAACUUUGGCAUUAUGAUGACGUUUUUGUCUGCGCGUUAUUUCAAAAACAAAAAAAUGCCGAAAAACUCAAAUUGAAAAGUGGAAAUCAAGCCAAAAACCAGAGGUGGACUCUUACCAAGGAAGGGCGUAUUGCAUUACAACAUCAACCAAAAUUCGUUCUUGACGUUAAAGAAAAAAACAAACAUGUCGAACUGGCUGAUAGCAAAUCCGACCCGUAUGUUCGAGUAUUUUGUGCGGGUAAUAAUAAGGACAUUAUCGCUCAAACAAAAGUCAUUGACAACAACCUGAAUCCAGUGUGGAAUGAAGUUCACUAUCUUCCUGUUAAAGGCAUUGGUGAAAAGUUCAUGUUUGAGGUGAUGGAUUUUAACACUUUUAUAAAAGAUAGACCACUUGGAAAUCAUCAUUUUGAAGUUACUCGUGAACUUGCCAAAGAACUUCCUGAUGGUACUUAUGAAGGCACUCCAAAUGGCAUCGAUGUAGCUAAAUUCUUCCCCUUGGAACCUCUUCCAAAACCUACUCCUGAUUUCCUUGCCAAUCUUAAAGAGAAACCUUUUGAUCGUUCAACAUUUUACAAUCUUAUCACCUUACAAGCUCCAAAUGGUGGUUUCCCUCCUUCUGAUAAAUUAGCCAAUCUAUUCGGUUUUGAAUCUCAGGAUCAACUUUUAGAAUUAUAUAAACGUCAAUGCCGUGAAGAUCGUAUUUUAAAACAUGAUCCUACCGAUUACAGAAGUGAAUGGGGUGGUGUUUAUGAACGUGCUGAACAAUACAUUAGCAAAGCAGUUAACGAUUUAGAAAUUGAAGAGACUGUGGUCGCUACCGGCAGAAAGGCUGUCCGUGAAAGAUUUGAUAUCAAAAUUGAUAAUGAUCCUAAAACCAAACGACUUACUAGAGAAACCAUCUCAAUCACACAUAUUAAACGUCUUCUUAAAUGUCAACAAAGUACUGGUGCAUAUCAAAUUAAUGAUGAUUUUGCAAAAUCCCUUGGUUAUGAAAACAUGGAUAAACUCCGUAUAGCAUUCAAUGAAUAUAAAGAUAAAAAAUCCAAAUCACAAAAAAUCUCUCAAGUUAGUCUCCAAACCUGGAUGACAAUGCUUAUGCUUUAUUUCUAUCGUUACGUUGCUAUUGAUCAAAGAAAAGAAUGGUACCAUACAUAUGAAAAGUCUUAUAGAUGGGUAUGGGCUCAAUUAAAGGGUAACGAAUCCCUUGAGCAAGAAUGUUUUGAAAUUGUUAAAUCAUUUAUCAAGGAAUGCCAUGAUGUAAAGGAUGAAGUUUUGGAAUCGGAUCGUGCUUUCGAAGGUGAACUUUCUGAAAUGAUAAAUUCUAUCAAGCAUCCACAAAAAGAACGAGGAAUCGCUCAAAAACCUCAUGGUAUCGCACGUAUCGAAAUUAUUUGCGCAAAAAAUCUUAAGCAAGCCGAUUCGUGGUCUGGUAGUAGUGCUUCCGAUCCCU
This is a messenger RNA of Racocetra fulgida, 1651 nucleotides long. Lineage: Eukaryota; Fungi; Glomeromycota; Glomeromycetes; Diversisporales; Gigasporaceae. The record is from the annotation of a GenBank genome assembly.